GCGCGCUCAGCCCCGAGGGGCCCUGGCAGCCUCCGCGCGCGAAGACCGCGCCAGUCCUGCAGGGAAAGAAAAGUAACUUGGUUUUUCUCGAGGAGCCAGGAAGGAUUAAGCGGCCUGGGAGAGGGCAGAGCGCGCGCGGAGGGUGGGGUGACUGUGGACUGAGACGCUUUCGGGCCGAGAGCAUGUAAUCGCAGUGUCGGUGCAGAGGACUGUGCUUCGCUGAGGAAAGAGGAGGGAUCGGCUCGCUCUCCGGCGACUCGGCAGGCGGAGUUUCGCGGAGGCGGCGGUACAGGGUUGCGCCCGCCCGCGGGGAGGUCGCUCCAUCCAGCCCCGGCAGCCGCGAGAGUACGAGCGCCGGACCGCAGGAGUCUGCGGAGGUGAGGGAGAGUUAGGCCGAGCUCCGAGGCGCGAGGGAGCGGGCCGGGGAGCCCAGGAGGAGGCUCGCGGCGGCCGCGAGCGAUCGGAGCGCGCCCCCCGCCCGCCCCAGCGGCGCUGCGCCCGGCCGCGUCCGGACGGCAUGGAGAAGGACGGCCUGAGCCGAGCGGACCAGCAGUAUGAGUGCGUGGCGGAGAUCGGGGAGGGCGCCUAUGGAAAGGUGUUCAAGGCCCGGGACCUGAAGAACGGAGGCCGGUUCGUGGCUCUGAAGCGCGUGCGAGUGCAGACCGGCGAGGAGGGCAUGCCGCUCUCCACCAUCCGCGAGGUGGCGGUGCUGAGGCACCUGGAGACCUUCGAGCACCCCAAUGUGGUCAGGUUGUUUGAUGUGUGCACAGUGUCACGCACAGACAGAGAGACCAAACUAACAUUAGUGUUUGAACAUGUUGAUCAAGACUUGACCACUUAUUUGGAUAAAGUUCCAGAGCCUGGAGUGCCCACUGAAACCAUAAAGGAUAUGAUGUUUCAGCUUCUCCGAGGUCUGGACUUUCUUCAUUCUCACCGAGUAGUACAUCGUGAUCUAAAACCACAGAAUAUUCUGGUGACCAGCAGUGGACAAAUAAAACUGGCUGACUUUGGCCUUGCCCGAAUCUACAGUUUUCAGAUGGCUCUUACCUCAGUGGUCGUCACGUUGUGGUACAGAGCACCAGAAGUCUUGCUUCAGUCCAGCUACGCCACCCCUGUGGAUCUCUGGAGUGUUGGCUGCAUAUUUGCAGAAAUGUUUCGUAGAAAGCCUCUUUUUCGUGGCAGUUCAGAUGUGGAUCAACUUGGAAAAAUCUUGGAUGUGAUUGGGCUUCCUGGAGAAGAGGACUGGCCUAGAGAUGUUGCCCUUCCCAGACAGGCUUUUCAUUCCAAAUCUCCUCAACCGAUUGAGAACUUUGUGGCAGAUAUUGAUGAGCUAGGCAAAGACCUACUUCUGAAAUGCUUGACAUUUAAUCCAGCCAAAAGAAUAUCUGCCUACGGUGCCCUGUCUCACCCAUACUUCCAUGACCUGGAGAGGUUCAAGGAAAACCUGGAUUCCCAUCUGCCACCCAGCCAGAACAGCUCGGAAAUGAAUACAGCCUGAAGUCCCAGCCACUGCCUUGAGCUGAUCAUCCAGAGAACCCCCUUGGUGGCUGUUGGGUCCCCCUGAGUAAGCCCUUCAGAGCUGUUGUGGAUCACUGGCUGGAAACCUCUAGCUGCCGUCUUCUGGAUGGGCUCUGCUUCUCCAAGGAAACCGCCUAGUUUACUCUUUUGAAAUCAAUGCAAGAGUGAUUGCAGCUUUAUGUUCAUUCGUUUGUUUGUCUAUUUGUUUGUUUAUUUGUUUGUUUCAAGAACCUGGAAAAAUUCCAGAAGAAGAGAAGCUGCUGACCAAUUGUGCUGCCAUUUCAUUUUUCUAACCUUGAAUGCUGCCAGUGUGGAGUGAGCAAUCCAGGCACAGCUGAGUUGUGAUGUAAUCUUAAUCUCUCUGCAGCUGCCGGAGUCUGAUUUGGUACUUUUGAGUGUGUGUGUGUAUAUGUGUGUGUGUGAAUCUUGGUAUCUUAAAGUGUUACUUUCUGUAAACAACAAGAAUAAUUCAAUUGUAAAGACUCAAAGUGACCGAUAAAUAACAGGCAUCUGUUGACUGAAAGUGAUUCAGCAGAGUGAGCUUCUCAAAUUAGAAAGUUGAGCCUAUGUCCUCAGCAUUUCUUUCCUGGCCAAAAGCAUUAAAUUUAUUAGCAGUAAAAGGUUCACUUUCUAGAUGAAGUUUUUACACACAGCAAAGAAAAAAAUGAUUCUAGUAUCUUUUCAGAGACCUGUUUUUUAAAAGCACAUAUUCUAUUUACUCUUCAAAAGCUGAAUUUACUCAUUGUUCAGUCAGUUUUAUCCUGUAUAAUACGCUUUAUUGUUCCCUUUGAAAAAUACCCUAUAAGCUUUUUAUUAGUUGCUAUAGAUUUAGAGCAUAUACCUCAAAUAGGCAAAAGUCAUCUAAAACAAUAGAGAAAACCUUUAUUUCUUGGUUUGAGAUUUAUCUCCUCUUUGUUUUUUGUUGUUUUGUUUUUGAUUUUAGGAAUUUGUCAGAAACUGUUUCCUGCUUUGGUUUGGAGAGUAGUUGUCUCUGACUAGAGCCCGGAAUGUCAUUUAUGUUUUCCCCACCUAUUACACUGUACUUUUUCUACCAUGCACUGCCUUGUUUGCAAAGUAUCCAUCAUAUCUCUCCCCCAGCGCCUCUAACAUGUAUUGCUACCAUUACCAUUACAUAACUAAUAACAGAUUGCUUAAGCUGCUCCCAUGUACCUUCUGCUUUCUGUCCUUCAAUGAACCCUUCAUAGAUAGAUUCAGAUUAUGGUUUACGGCUCCAAUUCCGAAGUCCCAGCAGGUUCCUGUUGUUCUCUGUCUAAUGUGAUCUUCCUACCUGGCAUUCACUGUUGUUGCCUAGGCAGUGAGUAGAAUAUUGGUUCUUCUCUAUCACCAGCACAUAGAUUGCUUUAAACUGUUACGUAGUAUUUUACAUUUUUAUAGAAUAUCUUGUCAGUAUAGUAUCUGAGGAAAUGUCUUUCACUGUUUUUUAGAAAUACAUAUUUGCUCUGUAAAUGAUGUCUUCCCCAUCUGCCAGGCUGUGCUUGUUCCUAGUGCCUUGUGCACACCACUGCUCCCUGCAGAGCCUCCCUGGCUGGGGCAUUGUGAACAGCUUUAUUUUUUCUUCUGCAUUUUCUCUAUAGUACUUGGUAUUCCAUGCCAUCUCUGCCUUAUAUGUAGUUAGUGCUCAGUGAGCUCUAGUAACCAAAAGACAUUGUGUAUCUUUUGGAAGAUUUUUGUUACCUUGAUUUUCUGGCUCAUGUUUUAUGUGCAUGUAACAGAACAUUUUUAGAAUGAGGAUUUUCAAAGAAUGGACAAUACUUCGCUCAGUAGAAGAUGUUCCAGGUGACGUUUAUAAUUAUACAUUUGUCAAGCCUUACUGAAUUCUUUACAGUUUAAUAUUUGUAUUCAACUAUCUUAACUAGAGAAAAACUUAGCAGACUUUUCUCCUUGAGAGCUUUUUAGGUCAGGAACCAUUCUUUUCUAAAGGAGUGUAUCACUUAACAUUGUUCUAAUUCAAUAACUUGAAGAGCAGGAAAAUUUUUCUAUAGCAAGAUAUGAAUGAGAAGAUGGGCCAUAAGAAUAUGUUUUUCUUUUUAUCCUUGUGAUCAUGUUGAUUAUGUUUUGUCAUCACUGCAAAUGCUUGAGAUAUAAUGAAUCCUGAGCAUUCAGUGCAAAGUGGAUUGCAGUCUCUGCAAGUGAGCUCUGCCUUCCCUUUGGGAGUCAGAAUUACACAGACCUUUUUGCUGGGGCCUAGAAAUUGAAUUUCACACUCAACUGCACUGAUUUAUCAUGAGCUUUUUACCUAGUACCCAUGGUUAUAGUGAACAUAACUUGAGUUUUUAUUUUUGCAAAAGCUUUUCAUAAGUUCAUUCAAGAAAAUGUAGCUGUUCUAACUGGAAUUUUUCAGCAUUCUGUAGAAUUUUAAACAAGUAGAGAGCUCAACUUUUACUUCUAACCUAUGCCUUCGGUUCAUUUCUCAGUAGUGCUUAUAAAGAAAACUUAAAACACAAACAUCAUGACAAUAAAUACUUGGCAAAUUAUGCUCUGAGAAACAGAAUGCGGGCUGCUCAGCCUCUCUGAACUUCACCACACCAGCAAUUCUGUCGGUGUGGUUGUUGCACUUGAUUAUUAUCUCGUUUUUUGUCUUUUACAUCACCACUUGUGAAAUCCAAACACCCGUACCACUGGGGCACUUUGAAGCAUAUAGAAUACAAACUUACUGAGAACAGCUUAUUCUUCUGUGACAUGUGGCCCUUGCCUCUUUGCCAAAGGCCAGGUGAUUGUUGCUGAAAAGGGCAUACUGCCUGAGGUCAUACUGAGGCAGCUUACAGCAGUAGAAAUAAAGCAACAGAUUUGAAUUCACAUUUGAAUUUCUUACUAGAGCAAGAAUGUGCCGAUAGUGUCUAUAUGAUUCUACAUUCUGGUGGCCCAAGCAUUAUGGGAAGUGUGGGCAAGGGUGGCGUUGUAACAACCUGUAUUUAUUUAAAAUGAGUGAAAGAAAAACCUAACCAUGUAAGCGUCAUACAAUAUCAGAGGACUUAAGGUAAUACAGACCUAACCUAGCCUUUAAAAUACAAUUCCCUGGUGCUUGUGGCAAACCAAUGCCUUGUAGCCUCCCAUCUUGUCUCUCCUUUGAAGUAGUGAAAAUUAAGGAGCAAAGAACCUGCUUGGGAAGAAAACUUAGGACCAUUUCAGCCCCCUGUAUUCUCAUGAUUUUCUCUCAGGAACACAAGCUGUGAAUGGCAUGCUUUUCAUUUAGCCCCAGGUGACCUACUUAAAAUAGUUCAAAAUAUUCACCUAAGAAUAGAAUCUCAACCUUUUAGUUUUAAGUAAGAAUGAAAAGUACAAGAGUGCAGAGGAUAUUAUGUCUCAAAGGAAUAUUAUGUCUAUUUUUCCUUUCAAUAGAGAAUUUUCUAGUUUGACUCCAGAAUGUGGUGCUAUCCAUCUUGAUGGGAAAAGGUUUAAAUAGUACUAAACAUUUUGAACCAUAAAUUAUGCAUUUAAAUUGAGUUUUUAACUAACUAAAGCUCUUGCUUUGAAAAGUGUUUUCAAAGUCAGGUUUUUUAGUUCUCAUUCUAUUAUGGAAAUUAAAUCAUGUAAGCUUCCUAAUAUAAACAUUAAAAUUCUUGAAAGAACUCCUUUUUAAGUGACAACUUCACUUUUUUUAUAAUAAACACGAGUGUCUCAUAUUUUCCAAAAUGCAGACUUUAGUUGCAUAGUUGAGUAUAGCAAAGAAUAAUGUUAAAAGUUAAUAAGCCACCAUAAUGAUUGAUUAAUACAGAAACUAUAGAAUACUUAACUUGAAAAAAAUGUUAAAAUAUAAAUGCUUAGAUAUUGAUAGAAUUCAAAAAAAUACAUGUUUUAUAUGUGACACCUAAAAAUGUCUUUAUUUAAUAAAAAUGAAGAUGUUACAAAAUUUUUCAGUCUUUAAAUUUUAUUCUUAAUAACAGUACACAAUGAAUAAAGGAAAUUCUGGAGAAAAUGAAGGUAUCCAAAGAGGAUAUUUUUGAAGUUAUAUAUAUUUUGAAGGAAGUUUGUUUUGUUAGCAAAUAUAUCAAAAGCAUUAUUAAAGUUGUCUGGCAACUAUGAACUUUAUACCAUCAAAAACAAAUUUUACCGAAAAACGCUUGCAAGAAAAAACAGUUAAUAUUUUUAAGGGUUGAGCUGAGCAAACCAAAAAAAUCUGUAUUCCUUUCCUCAUUUCAUGGAGAGAAGCAGCCACAUGAAGCUAAACUUGUUAUGCAAGCCUAAGAAUGUUCAUUGCAAAAACAAAAAUAAAAUUUUAAAAAGGCAUUUGUUCCCUGUACCACCAGAAAUUUUGAAAAUCUGUGAAACCCAAACCAUUUCUCAUGUGCAUUUAAUACAUUCAGGCAUAUGAUUAGGAAGGGUAGUUACAGAAUGGAAAAAUUUCUUGAGGUUACCGAAAACCUGUCAAGCAGUGUAAGUCCUCAGAUAAUUAGUAAUGUAUUUUCCUCCAAAGCAUAAGAAAAUAACAUUUUUAUUUCUUAUCAAUGCAACUUUCAACCUGUUUUUAUUACAUACCUAUAUCUCAAGCAUUUCUAACUUGUACGUUUUUUAAAAAUAAACCAAAAAUAUUUCUUUGGCCUUUUCUUCUUCUGAUCUUUGUAAAAACAGAAAUGUAGAAAGAGAAGGGGUUUGAUUUUUAAAUGUUUUUCCUCUUUCAGUUGUGUGUUUUUAACAUGAAUCUGUUUCUAAAAAUAUUUCCUAUUUCUUAGCAUUCCCAGGGAGUUAAUUUAGAUAAAUGAAUGGACUUCCAUCAACAUAUUUAUGUGUCCCUAAUACUGACACUAUGGCCUUCAAGAAGAAAAAAAGAACCACCUGAAAAUAAAUACAGGUUUUUCGAGUAUUUAAAUACUAUUACAACAAUUUGAAAUUAAUAUGGUAAGGAAAGGGAAUUUUUCUUGCAAAUGUUUAAAAUUUAACCACCCUAAGAGAUGGGCCUUCUUGUUUUAUUCCAGUGUGUUCCACAAGGUGGCACUUUUUUUGGGGGGGAGGAGAGGAGGGGAAGGGAAAUCUGAGCAAGGCUGAAGAGGUACUUCUAAACACUUCAUUCUAAUGAUUUUUCUGCACAUGUUUAGUUUUUGCCUGGCACUUGUUUUUCAAAAUGAGUAAUAGUUUUUCAUAAUACUCUGUGACUUAAGUAUUUUAGUUGUUAGCUAGGUUAUGAAAGAUUGCAAGUGAAUAGUUCUUCAGGAUGGAUAAUAAACCCAUACUCAUUUCAGUACAUAAAGAAAGCCUAGUGAUUCAUUCACUCAGGAAACAUUUUUUGAGGUACCUCAUUGCCUCACUCUUUUAGGUGCUGACUUUACAAAUAUCAGCAGGCUUAGCACUAUGAAGGCAACUGUCAUUUGUACAGGAUAGUCUGUCAGCUGCUUUCAAAUUCCCUGCCAUGGUGGCCUUUAAAUAUACCUAAGUUAAAAAUCAGAUGAACAAAAUAACAUCAAUAAUUAAGUAGACAAAACUGUUCUAAAUAGAACAGCUAGCUGAAGCAGCUUUAAAAUAUCAAAAGACCUGAUAAUUUUUACAUUUUUAUAAUCAAGUAUAAAUUCACAAGAAAUUCUAAUGUAAAAAAAUAUAGUAACAGGAAUGUAUCUAUGUAAGUCAUUGCUUCAGUUUUGAAGUGUUUUGGCUACUUCCUACACACACACACACACACACACACACACACACACACAGUCAUGUUUCAGUGUAAUGACCCGCUAGCUCCAGGAUGCUUUUAGAAUUUUAAAAGCCACGCUCCUCAAUAAUAUCACUGAAAUUUAGGAGGAAAGAAAAGUGUUUUUCGGAGUUUUCCUUAGCGCAGCCUGGCAGAAGGCAGUUUAUUCGUUCUAAGUGGCACAAAUUCAAUAGUGCCUGCUUCACUUUCCCUCCAGUGGGAGCCGUGGCCAGUGUCACCUAUUCCUACUGAACCGAAAUGCCGCACAAACUUGGGGCUGUCCAAAAGCUCCCUGAGAAAUCGUCAGCCUCAUCCCUCUGCUUAAAAGCCCUCUCUACGUAAGCCCCUAAGUGGAAGGCCGAACUCGAACCUGGGCCAGUCUGAACUCUGCCUGUGUUCCAAACUCAGCUCCCACCCUCCGGGGGCGCCGCCCGGCACCCCGCCCCUUGGCAGGCGAGUGGCAGCGGGCGGGGCUGUCCGGGACCCGCCGCCCCUCCCCGGUGAGCGCCCGCAAGUGCAGACCCGGCGGGAUACUGUCCGAGGUCCGUGUGCCCUGCUGCUGUCUCAGAGGCAUCUGCUGUGCAGUCUUAGGAAGCGAUAUGUCCUUAGAAGCAAACGGAUGUCAUCUGUGCAUAAAAAAGUACAACACAUUAUUUCUUCGAAAGUUCGGGUAUAAGAGAUGCUGCUCGUUAAGCUGUCUACCGGGCAUCUCUCAAGCUCUAAGCUCAGCUUUUUUUUUUUUUUUUUUUAAAAGAAGAUGUAUAAUUACAGCAAAGAUUUUUUAUUUUUUUAUUUUCUAUCAUUCUACAUAUAUGAUGGCAAAAGGUUAUGCCUGGAAAAGUUUUGUUCUGAAAUUUUGUUUAUUUUCUGCUUCGUCCUCAGUUGGCAAAAGCUCCUAAUUCUUUACUUUCCCAUUUCUUCUUUCUCUUUUUUCCUUCGUUAAGUAAGUAAGGUUUUGUUAGCAAGUUUUCUCACGAAGUAGGGGGUUUUCCUGUUUAGAGGAAACUUUUGUGGGAGUAGUUUAGGAGUAGUUUAGAUUUUCAUAAAGGGGGCUCAUAACUGUUCAUAUUGCUACCAGGAAUUACACCCAUAAUGCUAAUAAGCAAACAUAGAGCCUCAGUUAUUUAAUUUCCAAUUCUCUAUGGUUUCUAGCCAAAUUAUGUUGAUGUGCUUAGGUGUGAUCCUGAAAAUACCUUUUUACCCUUACUUGAAAGUUCCUAAUCUUGUUUUAUGAAAUGCAAUAAUAUGUAUUUGCUAAAAAUAUUCCUAUGAUCACCAGCAACUCUGAAAUUCACCUUGAAGCCUUUGAAUAAUGAAAACAGAUCCCAGCAAUAAGGCAUUUCUUAAGCCCCCUAAGUACAUUAUGUUCUCAUUGGGUCCUAUUUUUGCAACAAUGUAUGCAUUAAUGUUAUAGUUUCUCUCUGUGUGUUCAUUUAUUGUCCUAUGACUGGUAAUAUAUUAGCAUAUGGUCUGAGUCACUCAUAGAAUCAGCACUUAACAACGUGGGGAAUUUCUAUUUCAAGUUCUACAUUUGCAUAAAUUAUUUCUAUUCAUGUAUGUUAUUUAUUUCCGAACCACACUAGUUCUGUAAAAGUAUAAGGAAGACAGACCACAUUAGGACUUGCAUCUUAAUGUCCGUUAGUCUGGUGUUGAUGAAUUUUAAAAAAAGUAAUUAGACUAAGUCCCCAAAUAAGCUGCAUGCAUUUAACAUGAUUAUACAUAGUUACACUAUAGAUGUAGUGUUUUUGUGUGUAGGUGUUUUAUCAAUAUAUAAAGGAAUUAAAGGACUUUGUUAAUUGCUCUUUUGUCAAAUAGUCAUAUAGUAUAGUGUGAAGAUACAGCAAAAACAAAAAAUACAGGUAGAAAAGCAGAUGCUGCCUGAAGUUGAACUCUGCUAGAUGACCAUUGGGGUACAUGCCGAACAGAGAUGGGCACCUGGGUAGUGUCCCCUGUUGUCUGGCCUUGAGAAGACACUUCCCCCAUGAGCUAGUGUCCCGGUAGGUGCAGUAGUGGGAACAUGUAGUAUUGUCAGGAGAGCAAUGUGAGAGUUUUCUGUAGAACCGGAACUGUCAGCUUGUGCCUUGAGGCUUCCAGUUGGCAAAGUCAGAUGGAGAAUUCCAAGUUUCUGUACUUCAAGCAGUUGAUUUUGUACAGAAGCAAUCCAGUCUAAAAGUGAAAAUCAGGAUUGUGUGUACAGUGGUCGACAGUGGGAUUUUAACUUUCAAUAAUCCCAGCACCUCCAAAACUUGUUGCACUUCUGGUUUUUUAGGUUUUGAUCUGAAGGUUAGAUGGCAAGUGUUUGGAACAGAAGAGCAGUAUGUGUUGAGAAAAGCACAAUAUCAGUUCCAGUAGAGAGCAGAUUAGAACUAAAGGGUUUCAUAGGUUUAUCAUUUCUUAGAUGUGUAAAAGCAUGUUUUCACUGUAAAUUGUGUUAGUAUUUCUGCAUCCGAUAGGGCCUAGUUAAAACUUUCUAAUAGGUUUCAGCAAGGCUAUCGUUCCUAGUAUGCUUUUUUAUUUUAUUUUAUUGUUUUACAUAUAAUAGAAAAUAUUUUAAAAGUAGAAAAAAUCUUAGUUUGGACAUUUGACUGGUUGAUUUCUGCAUUUGAAAUCACAGUUCUGCAGAUGUAGAGAUUGUGCAUGUCAGAUACUUAUGUAGGCUGGGUGAACAGCCCGAAAUCACCAGGACUGCCCCAUCCCCUGCCUCCCUUCCUCUCUCCUGCUUACGUUCUCCCUGCCCCCAUCCUGGCCUGUCCACGAGGUGCUCUCCAUCCUCUGCUGCUCUUUGGGUGUCAGGGACAUGAUACUUUAGACAUCAGGAUGUGCCUGCUCAGGCUUGGCCACCACCCUUACUUGACCUUCAGCUGACUGGGCUCAGUCAUAAAGAGAAGGUCCACGGUGCUGGGCACAGUGUGCUCACAACACCAAUCACGAAUGCCUUCUAGCAUCUUUGUAUGUAUCUUGAUUUUUAAACCAAGUCAUUCUAUAGAGCAUUCAGUUUUGGCUGUGGUACAAAAAGACUAACUAACCAAGAAUAUAAAACCACAUUCCAGAUAACUGUUUUCUGUCCAUCUACAGGCUAUCCUUUUACUGUAUUUCUUCAUACUUGAAACUCAUUCUGUAGUUUUAAUAUCAGGGUACACACUUAUAAGGGUGCAUGUUCCUUAAAGGUGCAAAAUUACUCUCAUUCGGUUUGCUCAUAUGGCUACAGAGAGCUCUGGUUUUGGUGCUUUGGAUUUAGCAGGUCUAAGAAGUAGUGUGGAAAUUCCUGGCCUGGAACAGUCUUGCAACAAUGUUAGCAGAUGGCUGGUGUUAGAUACUUGCUUCUGCUCUUUUCUCUGUACACAAGAUUGAGAGUUACCCCACUGGCCCAUGAGAUUUACCUGGGCAUCUUUUCUCAUGCUCUCCCCAAGUGUGGGUGCAGUGCAACUCUCCAAAAGCAGGGACCUUAUACAUAUAGAGAUUUAGCCCUCAAAAAAAAAAAAUCAGCAUUAGUCAAAUGUUGAAUGGGAAGGGCUGAUCCACUCUAGUAGCCACCCAACCCUCAUUUCCAUAGGGAAAGCCCUCUUGAAGCAAACUUUAAAAAGAAAGAAGGGAAAAAAGAAAUCAAGCUUAUCUGUAAAGUUACCCUCUUCAUAGCACCCUGAGUUAAAUGAUCUCGCAUCCCACCCUUUUGGUAGAUGAAAAAACAGGUCAGUUUUUCUAGAUUCUUCCACCUGAAGAAGACAAUGGAAAAGUAGUAGGUGUUUGUGUCAUGUAAUAUGUAAUCCAAGGACCACCAAGCUUGCAUUAAAUACCCCAUGAGUAGAAACCUUUUUUGGAAAAUAGCUCAAGUCAGGGAUGCUUUAUGAUCUAGGGUUUCUGAGGUCGGAGGUAGCCAUUCUAGCAUGUGCCUUAUUCUAAGACUGUUUGGAGAGGUAAAAUUGCUGAUGGUGACUCUGUUGCAAUGGCAAAGGUAAGGUGUCAGAAAAUUCAGAGGGUUACAGAUCAAUAAUCCUUUGGAAACUGGAUGUCUUACUGGGUGCUAGAAAGCAAAUUUAGGUAUUUAUUGUCAGAUUAUACAAUUCAUUGUUUUUCUAAGAAUUGGUGUUAAAAUAUCAAUGUCCAGUUCAUUGUUUUCAUUUAUGCACAAGCAAAAUUGAAGAAAAAAAAAAGAAAAUGGUUUGUAUAUUUGUCAUACCUUUUGUAUUUCUUAAAAUAAAAAUAUUGGUAGCAAAUAAAAGUAAUAAAAGCAGCAAUUUUAAACUGCUUCCUUGG
Messenger RNA from Talpa occidentalis (Iberian mole), 11404 nucleotides. RefSeq names its product cyclin dependent kinase 6 (gene CDK6). Gene Ontology annotation, cellular component: cytoplasm; cyclin-dependent protein kinase holoenzyme complex; nucleus. NCBI's taxonomy places the organism in Eukaryota, Metazoa, Chordata, Mammalia, Eulipotyphla, Talpidae. Gene Ontology annotation, biological process: regulation of gene expression; protein phosphorylation; cell dedifferentiation. The coding region runs from base 518 to 1498 and encodes 326 amino acids. The record is from RefSeq and is a predicted model, not a curated record. Gene Ontology annotation, molecular function: cyclin binding; ATP binding; cyclin-dependent protein serine/threonine kinase activity. The transcript has 8 exons.